CCAAGAAUGUGAAGAGAGAAAUUGGCUAAUAACUCGCCUGAGCAGCCACCUCAAGCCACCUUUUCCCUCUAGGACACUACGAGGAUCGUGUCUAAUUGAACCUCCGCUCGUCUACUCCGUACCUUGCGUUAGCUGAAGCCAUGGCAAGCCCACUGCCGCCACCGCAGACGCAGACGCAGCCACCGCUGCAACAGCCUGCUUUCGCGACACGCACGCCGUCUGUACUGCGCAAAGCCGUGGGCGGCAAGGCUGUCGGCUAUCCGCCUGGAACACAAACGCCUCGUUCUCGUCCUGUAUCUGUGAUGGGCUCGCCUCUGCCUCCGCUUCCGCCUCCGUCGUCGCAGCCUCAACCGCAGCAGCCGGGCUAUCCUGUCCCAAACCCGCAACUUGUCCAGCAUCAGCAUAUCCAGCAGAACCACCAUGCCCAGCAACAUGCCCAAUACAAUCAACAGCCUCAGGUUCAGCAGAUACAGCAGGCCCAACAUGGCCAGCAGCAACCCCCCACCCAGGCGCCAGGCGCGGCCCCAGUCUAUGCCCAGCCUCACCCUCCAAAUGCUCAGCAGCAGCCACAAUACACUCAACAGCAGCAACAUUUUCAGCAGCAGCAACAACAUGAACUGCAACGGCAGCAACAUUAUCAACAACAACUGCAACAUCAACAGCAACAGCAGCAUCUACAGCAACAACAUCAGCAGCAACAACACCCCCCCGCACUCAUGAGAGCCUCAACCAUGCCAAUCCAUCAGAAGCCCGUCCAACAGGGGAUCCCGACCCAUAUCCAACAAGCCCCUUCACCCAGCCCUGCACCACAUCCACAACAGGUAAUGAGCUAUGGUGGCAACCCUCAGGUGGCUGCAUCGGCAUCUAGUAGGCACGCAAGUAUCAGUAGUAGUGUCGGCGUUCCAGCGUCUGGCACAAUAACCACUCCACCUAACACGCUAUCGAGUCCUAUUUCGCAGCCUGGUGGCGAUGUUAGACGGAGCAGCUUGGUGCUGGAUAGCUCUAAUUUGCAGGUUUGCAGUCAAUGCAAAAAAGGCAUACCAACCCACAUGUCUAUCUACACAUGUCUUGUCUGCAGCACCGGCCACAUCAAAACUGUUUUCUGUGCCAGGUGUAUUACAUCUGCCACAGGAGGCAUAUCUCACCCGCACGAUAAGUCAUAUUACGUGACCGACUCUGAUCGACGUGUGCACCCUCCUAACACAUCCGUCCCGACACAACUGUGGACUAUCCGUAAGAAUGUCUCAGGGAGAACGUGGUAUACACACAACGACACGGGGCUCAAAACACACAUCAAACCGCGGCCAUUGGCUAUGCUGGCACAAGCUAUGAUGCCACCUGGUUGGGAAGAGCGCAAAACCCCAGAUGGACGCACGUACUUCUUCAAUACCAGGACGCGCACUAGUGCAUGGACGAGGCCGGAAUACCCCCUGCCGAGUGGAUGGAAACAGCUGAAAACUCCGGAUUUGGUGCCCUUCUACAUUCAGGAGGCCUUGGGGUUAUUAUCGUGGGAUCGGCCAGGGGAUCAACCAAGUUCGAUGAACACAUUAGCGAACGCGGCAGAUAUGUCGGCGGCGGGAAUUGUAUCCGCGACAAAAGCUGCAGCUAGACUCACGGGCCAAGGAGUUAGACUAGCGAGCAAGAAGAUGGGUAAAUUAGGGAAGCCGCAGAAUGCGGCGAAACCAAGUGCUGUGGCCACCCAAGCGGGUAAGUUGGCUGGCGGUGGUAGUGCGAAUGUUGCUGCUGGUGAUAAUGGCGGUGGUGAUGGCGUUGCAAAUAAUGGAGGUCAGGAGCUGGCAGGGUAUCCAGUUGACGUACAGUCUGCAUAUGAUCAACCGCAGCCUUUCCAGCAGCAGGCUUUCCAACAACCAGGUUACGAACUGCCUGUUUACGACCAGCAGUCUACACUCGAACAACAGCAGGCAUUUGAACAGCAGCAAGCAUACGCACAGCAGCAAGCAUUUGAGCAGCAGCAGGCAUUUGCACAACAGCAGGCUUUCGCGCAGCAGCAGGCUUUCGCACAGCAACAGGCCUUCGCACAACAACAGCAGCUUGGAGCUGAUAUGGUCCAGCAACAGCCCGUUUACGGCCAAUCCGCAUAUGAACAGCAGCCAGUAUUCCAGCGGCCAUCUUUCGAGCAGCAGCCCGUAGAAACUGAUGGGACCCAGCAACAACAGCCAAUUCCGCAACCGCCAAUUUACGAACCAACAUCAAACCAACAACCCAUUGCUUUCGACACCGUUUCACCAAUGGAACAACAAGCCUAUCCUGCACAAGCUGGGCAGCAAGAACCAAAUACGAUGCCACUGGCACAGGGUGGGCAAACUCCUGGGGCUUCACAAGUGCUGUCACCCACACUUCAACCAAUCCAACAGCCUGAGAUAGCAGAGGUCCCAGCAACGGAACAGAGAGUUACUGGGAACACCACUGCCCUCGAGAAUAGUAGUAAUGCUGGAGGCUAUACGAAUGUGUUGCCUGGGAGUGCUCAGAAUAGCAACACAGCGCCAUCAGCAGUACAGCCCAUUUUGACAGAACAAGCCACGGUCAACCCCACUGUACAGCAGGCAAGUGUGACGACUACUUCGACCAUCGGGUAGAGAUGAAGAUAUUUGGGGACGUAUCCAAAGAGUGGAAUAAUGUGACGAUGAAACUAUUUGAUAUGAAUUCCAGCGAUCAAUACCUCUACUUAUGGCUUGUAGUGCUUGAAACUCAAUGGUGGGAAAAGAAUAAGACGCGGAUAGUGUUUGCCCUGGGGCCAGCCAUCUCUGCCGGUGAAUGCCGAG
Messenger RNA from Ilyonectria robusta, 2783 nucleotides. RefSeq lists its product as uncharacterized. The transcript has 2 exons. Gene Ontology annotation, molecular function: protein binding. The record is from RefSeq and is a predicted model, not a curated record. Bases 141 to 2597 code for a protein of 818 amino acids. Lineage: Eukaryota; Fungi; Ascomycota; Sordariomycetes; Hypocreales; Nectriaceae.